AGUUUAAAAUUGCUGCACCAACUGUACAUUAUAAGUAGUCUCCUUCCACCUUGAUGCAUAGCAUGCUUUUUUUUCAAACAUACUUAGUCUAGCCAAGAUCCCGAACCCUAUCAGGCCCGUAGUAUCAGGCUCGUGACUGCAGUGCUGUGUGGGUGGCUGUGCUCCGAAGAACCACCAUUUGCGGGUCACGACCAUAUUUCACCGCCCUCUGCAAGCUUUCCGUUCGACUACUCAUCGUGGCCCGUGCUGGCCACCUUUCAACGCUUAUUUCCUUUCGCCUUCUUCUCAAGAACACAACAAUCCCGCAGGAGUAAUACCCUCCCUAUCCCUCAGUCUAGGCAUAGCCCCCCUCAAACUUCAAACAUGCCUUCGGACAGCCCCCCGCCAACCAAAGCCGGUCUUCUCAAGUGGUGGACUCAAUUCACCCAUGCUCAGAAUCGCAAAAAAGAUUCAGAUCAGGAGGAACAUCCAGAGAGUCUGAGAUAUGCAAGCGUGCAGAUUUCGACUGCAAAUGCAAAUGGCGAGCUCUAUAUUUGGGGGUACAUACCUGUCGUUGUGGCGAAAUGUGGCCUUUAUCUCAAAGAAAAUGCUACAGAGGUGGAGGGGACGUUUCGUGUCAACGGUUCUACUAAGCGCAUGCGAGAUCUACAAGCCGCUUUCGAGACACCGCCACGGUACGGAAAAUCGUUGGACUGGAAAAAUGAACACUUUACAACACAUGAUGUCGCAAGCGUCUUUCGUAGAUAUUUAACUCAAAUGCCUGAACCCGUAAUACCACACGAUAUGUAUCACGACUUCCGGGAUGUUUUGGGAAAGAAACCAUUCAACCAUGAUGAAGUUAUUGCAACGUACAAGCGUCUAAUCCAACGUAUGCCCCGCGCAAACCAAUACCUUCUUCUCUAUGUAUUGGAUCUAUUAUCAGUAUUUGCACGAAAAUCAGAUAAAAAUCUUAUGACAGCCACAAAUCUCGCGGUAAUUUUUCGGCCUGGCCUUAUAUCCCAUCCUACCCAUGAAAUGUGUCCUGGGGAACAUGCGCUAAGCCAACGUGUUCUCGAGUUUCUCAUUGCGCAACAGGAUUGGUUCUUACUCGACAUACCACCGCCACCACGAUCGGAGCAGGGCUCUUCGUGGAAGCCUCCACCACGACCCCACCACGCACACACACAGGUACCAAGUGAGGAAGACUCGGAUCUUGUUGUUGUACCUAGUUCAGAUGACGAGCCCACGUCAAUUACUGGGGGCUGGAAGCUUGUCGGCCGUGACAGACGGCGCAUUUACAGGCGCCGCACAACGCUAGAACACACUGGUCCGCUCGACAGAACAGAAGAUGUUGAUGGUGGGCAAUUGUCGCCUGUCCUGGAGACCCCAGCACCACGCCCUGUAAGCCAAGCUUCAGGUCCUGCAGUGAGCCGAAGUCGGACGCUUCCCUCCAAUCGAGGAAGCACGGACGACGAGAAACACCGUGCUAGGGUGCUAAGAAAACAGAAGCGAGCAUCAGCUCAGCCGCGACCUGGGGGCCAUGCAGGAGGGUAGGAUGAGUGAGAUGUGGGUGAGAUGGAGUUACAUCUGGAAGUUUGUGAUAUUGAUAUACUUCGAGGCGGGCACGGCGUUGUUGUGCCGAGCUCCCGAUCGCCCAUUUGUUAUUAUUGUUUUUUUCUUUUCCUUUUUACCGGUUUGGACAGUUGCCAUCUCAGUUUUCUAUGUAUACUUUAGGGCUACUUACUUGGGGAGAUAACAAGGACAGUUAUUUUCAUGCCGCCGACCAGGUCCGGUCAGGGCAGAUGUUAACAU
Molecule: messenger RNA, 1791 nt
Organism: Suillus fuscotomentosus
Lineage: Eukaryota; Fungi; Basidiomycota; Agaricomycetes; Boletales; Suillaceae
Product: Rho GTPase activation protein
Exons: 11
Coding region: 364-1533 (389 amino acids)
Biological process (GO): regulation of fungal-type cell wall organization; signal transduction; activation of GTPase activity
Cellular component (GO): cell cortex
Molecular function (GO): GTPase activator activity
Source: RefSeq, a predicted model, not a curated record